CCCAAUCAUCGUGUAGUACCGAAUGACGUUUCAAACAGCAAGCUUGACUGAUUUCCGGCUGUUCCAAAUCGUGUAGUCACUGUGGGAUUGUUAUCCGCAGUCAUUAAAAAUAGUGAACAUUUACAAGAUAUUUCAAAGCUAAGGAAGACACCUCAACGUAUUCACAAUGUCUAUUAUGUCCUAUAAUGGUGGCGCCGUCAUGGCGAUGAAGGGUAAGCAAUGUGUAGCCAUUGCAGCAGAUCGGAGAUUCGGUGUACAGGCUCAGAUGGUGACCACCGACUUCCAGAAGAUCUUUCCCAUGGGAGACAGACUCUACAUUGGCCUGGCUGGUCUGGCUACUGACGUGCAGACAGUUUCCCAGAGGCUCAAGUUCAGAUUGAACCUCUAUGAGCUGAAGGAGGGGCGUCAGAUCAAACCUAAGACAUUCAUGAGCAUGGUCUCCAACCUGCUCUAUGAGAGGAGAUUUGGGCCAUACUACAUUGAGCCUGUGAUCGCUGGUCUAGACCCCAAGACCUUUGAGCCAUUUAUCUGCUCCCUGGACCUGAUUGGCUGCCCCAUGGUGACAGAGGACUUUGUUGUGAGCGGCACUUGCUCAGAGCAGAUGUACGGCAUGUGUGAAUCUCUCUGGGAGCCAGACAUGGAACCAGAGGACCUGUUUGAGACCAUCUCCCAAGCCAUGCUGAAUGCAGUGGACAGGGAUGCCGUUUCAGGCAUGGGUGUCGUCGUGCAAGUCAUUGAGAAGGACAAGAUCACCACACGUACCCUGAAGGCCCGAAUGGAUUAAAGCUCCUCUCCCUCUGCUGCUUCAACCCCUCAUCUCUACCAAUUCCCACUAUUUUGUAUGAAAAUGAUAAACACUGCGUGUACUGUUUUUCUUAAGAUACUGUUCAAUAAAAUUAAUGACUAUUAGUGUUACAAUGA
This is a messenger RNA of Oncorhynchus keta (chum salmon), 921 nucleotides long. Its product is annotated as proteasome subunit beta type-3. Gene Ontology annotation, cellular component: proteasome core complex, beta-subunit complex; proteasome core complex. The transcript is spliced from 6 exons. Gene Ontology annotation, biological process: proteasome-mediated ubiquitin-dependent protein catabolic process. Lineage: Eukaryota; Metazoa; Chordata; Actinopteri; Salmoniformes; Salmonidae. Bases 167 to 784 code for a protein of 205 amino acids. The record is from RefSeq and is a predicted model, not a curated record.